GCCACAUCCACCGCGUCGAGAAAGAGACCAGCUAGACACCGGCCAUAUCCACCGCAGCCGCCAUCCUCGGUCUACUGCUAGUCUGACUCCCUUCAAGACAAGCAGACGUCUCCUCCUUGCUAGAUCCACUGCUUUCCCCUUUCCAAAAGGUCGCGCUUGACGCAUUGCAAUUAGAACGCGCUUGACGCACUUCCCCUCCGUUCCUACACGAUGGCCAGCUCUACUACUCCUGGGAAGCACGCAACGACGACGAUUGGCGAGCGGCCACGGCCCAGCUUUGCACCGCUUCGACUACCACUACGUCGACGCUUGGCAACGGUUGCCGUUUUGACGCAUACAGUCUCCAUUGCACUGGCUGUAUCCAUCUUCUUCUACCUUUGCUCGCUUCCAAUCCUCUGGCCAAUCAUCGUCAUCUAUGUUAUAUGGAUGAUAUCAGACACCGCCCCCGACAACGGUGUUCAUCGGCGAAAGCAAUUCAUGAGAAAAGGCAAACUCUGGAAGUGGUUCUGUGAUUACUUCCCAUUAAAGUUGCACAAGACUGCUGAUCUAGAUCCAAAGCAGAGCUACAUCUUUGGAUAUCACCCGCAUGGAAUCAUCUCUAUGGGUGCGUUUGGCGUCUUUGCAACGGAAGCUGCUGGCUUCAGUACUCUCUUCCCAGGAAUCCACAAUUCUCUCUUGACCUUGAGUUCAAAUUUUAGAAUUCCCCUCUAUCGAGACUACAUCAUGUCCAUGGGCAUUGCCUCUGUCUCGAAACGAUCUUGUGAGAAGCUACUGGCACAUGGUCCAGGUCAUGCCAUUACCAUUGUCAUUGGUGGUGCGCAGGAGUCUCUCCUCUCAAAACCACACGCAAAUGAUCUUGUCUUGAAUAAACGUCUCGGUGUCUUCAAAAUCGCCAUGAAGAACGGUGCCUCGCUCGUGCCAGUUUACGCAUUUGGCGAGAAUGACGUAUAUCGUCAAGUCGACAAUGAACCAGGUUCAUGGCUCUAUGGCUUUCAACAGUUAUUUAAGAAAGCAGCUGGAUUUACAGUUCCGAUGUUUCAUGCGCGGGGUGUGCUCAACUACGAUUUCGGACUCAUGCCGUAUCGUGCACCCAUCAAUGUGGUUGUGGGUAAACCGAUUCGUGUUGAGAAGAAUACAAAUCCAUCGUUGGAGGAGAUCAAGGCUGUGCAAGCGAAAUACAUUGAAGGUCUUACGGCCAUUUGGGAGCAGUAUAAGGAUGAUUUUGCAACCGACAGGGAAAAGGAGAUGACGCUGAUUGAGUGAGCGAGCGUUCAGCGUGCUUGAGAGGUGUCCCCGUACAGAUUUGACCUUGUUUUCUCGCGUGCGUACUGUUAUAGACUUCCUGCAUGUCCGAUUACUUUUGCUCGAUGCUCUUGGACGUGUUGAGGUUGGAUUAGUUUGGCUGCAUGAGCUCUGCAAAGAGCGUGUCG
Molecule: messenger RNA, 1430 nt
Organism: Protomyces lactucae-debilis
Lineage: Eukaryota; Fungi; Ascomycota; Taphrinomycetes; Taphrinales; Protomycetaceae
Product: diacylglycerol acyltransferase
Exons: 4
Coding region: 211-1263 (350 amino acids)
Biological process (GO): triglyceride biosynthetic process
Cellular component (GO): endoplasmic reticulum membrane
Molecular function (GO): diacylglycerol O-acyltransferase activity
Source: RefSeq, a predicted model, not a curated record